This is a messenger RNA of Grosmannia clavigera kw1407, 1158 nucleotides long. Its product is annotated as mediator of RNA polymerase 2 transcription subunit 19. Gene Ontology annotation, cellular component: mediator complex. Bases 1 to 1158 code for a protein of 385 amino acids. Gene Ontology annotation, molecular function: transcription coregulator activity. Gene Ontology annotation, biological process: regulation of transcription by RNA polymerase II. The record is from RefSeq and is a predicted model, not a curated record. The transcript is spliced from 2 exons. NCBI's taxonomy places the organism in Eukaryota, Fungi, Ascomycota, Sordariomycetes, Ophiostomatales, Ophiostomataceae.
AUGUCCUUCCAUCCUCAGACUCCACAGAGUCCCUCUCAGUUUUCCCCGAUGAUGACCGACCCUCAGUCUGCAUCAUCCUCAUCGGUCGCCAAUACGAUCAAUACCAACGGGGCCUCUUUCGCCUCCACUGCCACGGCAUCAACUUUACCGACUCCUGCUCAUAGCGUAAACGGUUGCAACUUCGGUGCGGUCGACGUCGCACACGACAUGUCUACAGAUGAUUCUCCGCAAAAACGGAAGCGCGCGUUCGCUGAUUCUGGGAGCCAACACCCGAAGAAAGUCCACAUGGAGGGUCAGCAGAGGCUAGACUUUGAAGCCUUGCAUCAAGAUGUGGGCGAGAAGUAUCUCGUGGGCAAAAAGGCUCAUACACCAUCUUUUCCACCAUUAUCGGAGGAUCUAUUUUCGAUGUUCGGCUUGUCAGGGAUCGCUGCAGAAGUAGCUAGGACUUUACCGAAUGGCGAAAAGAACGCGAUGCGGAAAACGUACAAGGGUUAUAUGAAGAAGCUAGGCGUGUCGGGCCACUUCGAGCCGGUGAAGAGGGAAGACGGUGACGAGAGCGACUUCUUGCGAAUGCUCAGCGAAGCUGAAGACUCAUGGCAAGCCCGCCAGGUCAAGACGAAGGAGAUCCAAUACGGCUUUGCCGACGAUGUCACAGCGGAUUUGCGGCUGGCUUUCACUAUGAACAAAGGUCCCAUGCCGAAAGCAAUUUGGGACAGUUCCGUUUUGGGCGAUCUGGCUCCAGAUAAACUUGCAUCCAUUGGCACGAGACCGUCAUCUGUCCGGGGCACAACCCCGAGCACGCCCCUCCACCCAGCCGUUGCGCGGUCUAAGACCCAGCAGCCAUCAUUUCAGCAAAUGGGCCCGGGAGGCCCAGAUGCUUCGCGACCUCGUCGGGUUAGCAAGAAGCGGAGCUAUGGCGAUAAUAGCUUUGAGGGUUAUGGCGAGGGAUUUCCUGAUGACGAUCUUGUAGAUGGAUACUCGACUGGCGACGGCGACGGCCCAAGCCACAAACGACGGAAAAAGGUGCUUAUCGGCGCUUCUUGCCGCGAAGAGCCUUUUGCUAACCCUCUUUUCCUGCAGGCCGCUACGUCUACAUCACAAUACCCACCUGCCCCUGUCCGCCAACAAAGUUAUGGUCCUGGCAUGGUUGGUGCGUAG